AUGUCUGCUGCGGUCGCACCCAGUGUGUCGACGCUCUCGAACACCCUGACCUCCAUGGACUCGAAGAUUCCCCAGACAGAAGACCCGCAGGCCGUGUCUUCAGAGACCAAGGACCAAAAAUCGACCGUAGAAAACACCUCGUUGGCACCGCCUCCACGCCCCGGGGCCAACGCCGCCAGCGAUACUCCCGACUACUUCAGUUCCAUCCACAACACCUUUUCACUGGAGCCCAAUCCAUUCGAGCAGUCUUUCGGUGGGAACUCGGGCGAGACCCCCGGAAAAUCCUUACUGCCGCCCGUCGCGGCGCUCACCUCCCCCGCCCUCCCAGGCUCAAAUUCAGCCGGCGGAUACAACUGGUCCAACUCCCUACGCUCGGGGCCUCUGAGCCCGGCGAUGCUUCCUGGCCCAACCGGUUCUAAUGACUACUUCGACAGCAUUGGUAGAGGCUUCCCGACCCCGAACGAGUCUUCCCUUCGCACGGGUCUGACCCCUGGUGGUGGAGGCUCGAUGUUCCCAGCUCCCAGCCCCAACUCUCAAGCUUUACUCCAGCAACUCCAGAGUGGUGGCGCAACCCCGUCGACAAUCGAAUUCCAUCGCACCGCGUUAGCCGCCAAGAAGAACAAUUCGAACGGUCCUACCUCGAACGCAACCGAACCAGAACAGCCUGCCCCUAACAACGCUAUGGACGCCAAGGGCCGCCAACCCGCUACCGCCGACUUUACCCAGCAUGAUGCCGCUGAUGCCGCCAACGGCCUCUUCAUGCUGGCUAAAGGUGGUCAACAGAUGAAUCAAGGGUCUGCUAUGCAGAAUGACACCCGCGCCGCUGCCGCGGCGCGACGUGUGUCGCAAAACACCAAUGGCAAUAGCGGCCAGGAGAUGAGCGGUGACGGAUCGGACCAAGAGCUCUCAAAGCCAGCCAAGGGCAAGGGCAAAAAAAAUGCGCCCAAGACCAAUCUGGCUCCCAAUAACCGGCGCAAGGCGGAUGAUAUGGCCAAGGGCUCGAACAAGAAAGCGAAAACCAGCAUCGAAUCGCCAUCGGAUAUGGAUUCGGAAGAUGAAGCAUUAUCAAAGGGUGCUCUGGAUCCAAAGAAGAUGACCGAUGAAGAAAAACGACGAAACUUUCUGGAGCGGAACCGUGUGGCGGCUCUCAAGUGUCGUCAACGGAAGAAGCAGUGGCUCGCAAAUCUCCAGGCCAAGGUGGAGCUCUUUACCACCGAGAAUGAUGCCCUGACCGCUACCGUUACUCAGCUUCGAGAGGAGAUUGUCAACCUCAAGACUCUUCUUUUGGCCCAUAAGGAUUGCCCCGUCUCGCAAGCCCAAGGCCUUGGUCCUCUUAUGAUGAAUGGCAUGUCAACUGGAUUUGAUCCUCAUGGUUACAUGCCUGGCCAGAUGGGCAUGCCGCCUGGCGCACCUAUUCCGGCCCAGGGUAUGCGCCGAGCAUGA
This is a messenger RNA of Penicillium macrosclerotiorum, 1443 nucleotides long. It is a transcript of the gene atfA, whose product is annotated as bZIP transcription factor atfA. The coding region runs from base 1 to 1443 and encodes 480 amino acids. Gene Ontology annotation, biological process: regulation of transcription by RNA polymerase II. The record is from RefSeq and is a predicted model, not a curated record. The transcript is spliced from 3 exons. Gene Ontology annotation, molecular function: DNA-binding transcription factor activity, RNA polymerase II-specific; RNA polymerase II cis-regulatory region sequence-specific DNA binding. NCBI's taxonomy places the organism in Eukaryota, Fungi, Ascomycota, Eurotiomycetes, Eurotiales, Aspergillaceae.